AUGGGAGGUUGCGCUGCACGUCCAAGAGCAGUUGUACAUCCAUCAGUUAUAAGAUUUGUGCCUGAUGAUGAUGAAUUACCAAUAAGAAGUAUUGAUCGAAAAAAUCUCGAAUCAUAUUAUUUAUUUUGGCUUGAUAGUACGGUAAGAUCACCUGAAUUUAUAGAAACUCAAGAUGAAUUACGUUCCAUAAUAAAUUACAUGAAAAUAUUCGAAUCAAAUGACGAAUGUUUAUUAUUGUUACCAAAAGUUCAUGAUCACAAACAAUUACAUUCUAUUUACAUGUAUCAUAAUCGUGAUAAUAUUGAUAUGAAUCAAAUAGAAAAUCAAUAUAAUAAGAUUAGAGGAAUAUAUGAUUUAUUCUCUACAGCUAAACGAUAUUUAGAAGAUGAUGUUAAAAUACAUACAGAUCUUGAUGAUCCAAUGAUAAUGGACAUUGUUACUGAAGAGAAUAAUUUAGAAUAUCAAGAACAAUUUGCUUUAUUUUUAAAGAUAGUUAAUGUUAAUGCAAAAGAUAUUUAUGAUAGUCAAACUCGAGAUCGCUUAAUUGAAACAUAUUUGGAAUAUUAUGAAGGCAAUGAUAGUGAAAUAAGUUUUAUCGAUGAAUUCGCUGAGUCAUAUAAACCUGAGACAGCUAUUUUAUGGUAUAUGCGUGGAUCUUGUUUACAUCGUUUACUUUCUCGUGCAUUUAUUGAUCAAGAUAUGAGUGUACUUAUUGAUAUGUAUUCAUUUAUUGUGGAUAUUAAUCGAAAUAUAAAAAAACAAAGUAUGAAUCAAUCAUCAAAAUUACGUGUAUAUCGUGGUCAAUUUAUAUCUAGUGAAACAUUAUCUUUAUUAAAACAUAAUAUCAAUCAAAUAAUAACAAUGCAAUGUUUUUUUAGUGCUCAAACAUCACGUGAUGAAACUGUUAAUAUUCUUCAAAGUAUUGAACCAAUCGAUAAAACUUUAAAACGUAUUAUAUUCGAAAUCGAUACAUUACAAGAUUAUACAUUUGUUGAUUAUAAACAAACAUCUACAUCAAAAACAAUUCUUUUUAUACUUGGUGCACAAUUCAAUAUUAUUGAUGUUAAUGAAACAACAGUUAUAUUAUCUCAAUGUACUUCUAAUUUAAAUACUAAUUAUGAUUUAGCAAAUGAAUCAUCUUUAAUUAUUCGAGGUGUACUUACCUAUUUAAAAUAUGGAACUACUGAAGCUAUUAAAUAUUUUAAAAAUAUCUUAAUUAAUGGAUCAGAAAUUGACUUAGCAACAUACUCAUCUAUAUAUGGACAAUUAGGAUAUUUAGAACAAAAAUUAGGUAAUUACAAUGUAGCGACAAUUAUGUAUGAAAAAUCAAUGCAUAGUGGAACAAUGCAAUUUGGUGUUUAUCUUUUCUAUCUUGAUCAAGCAGCUCAAUAUCAUGCCAAAGUACUUAAAAAUUGGGAAAAAGCAAUGACUUUAUGGAUACAAAAACUUAAUAUUCAAAAUACUUUUCUUUUGGAAGAAGAUAAAGCCCAAACGUAUGAAAAUUUAGCCAAUGCUGCAUUUGAAACUAAACAAUAUGCUAAAAUAGUUGAAUAUACAUUAGCAGCAAUUGAAAAUUUACCAAAUGAUCAUCCUCAUAUAUCAUUUCUUCAACAACAAUUAGAACAGGCUAAAAAGAAAUUAUCUGAACAUACUACAAAUUGA
Molecule: messenger RNA, 1662 nt
Organism: Rotaria sp. Silwood2
Lineage: Eukaryota; Metazoa; Rotifera; Eurotatoria; Philodinida; Philodinidae
Source: the annotation of a GenBank genome assembly